Messenger RNA from Urocitellus parryii (Arctic ground squirrel), 2061 nucleotides. Lineage: Eukaryota; Metazoa; Chordata; Mammalia; Rodentia; Sciuridae. The record is from RefSeq and is a predicted model, not a curated record.
AUGUCUUCUGAAAACAAUUCAGUGUCAGGAGACUUGGCUGCUCCCUCUCCCACAAGGUCUGAAUUUUCCACACAGAACUUCCCUUCAGCAAAAGAAGAUACCAAGGUAGAGUUCGAUAGGGAGAAUUUGAGGGAUACAUCUACACCUGGUGAAACCAAAAAGUCUCUGAAAGGGAAACAUUACCCAGGAAAGGAAGAGGAUCUGGAGAAGAGAGAGCAUUCAAGGCAGGAAGACUCUCUGGAGGAGGAAGUCGCUCUGGAGGAGUAUGAGUCUACCGAGGAGGAAGAGUAUCUGGAGGAGGAUGAGUAUCUAGAGGAGGACAAGUUUAUAAACAUAACAGACUACAUGUUUAAAGGAGAGAAUCUGAGAAAAGCACAUCCAUUUGAAAAGCAUCUGGGACAGGAUGAAGGCCCUCCGACUGUCCCUGAGCAGGUGCCUGAAAGACCUGCCUGUACCCACUACAGACAUGGAAGGGAAUACCCCAUCCCACAGUCCCCACCACUAGGACAAGCAGCCUCCUCCUCUCACCCCAAGCCCUCACCCACUCCUCUGUCCCUGCAUCAAGAAAUCUGCCCCAGAUCAGGUGAGGUCCCACCUGACUCCCCCUAUGUGAACAAUAGCAGGAGCCCAAUGGCCAGCACCUCUCAGGCUACCUUUUAUCAUGGUGUCCCACGUUCUGCCACUGUCUCUGCCGACUCGGAACAAGCCGAGGUUUCCAUAAGACACCAGGCCAGUCAGACGAAAUGGGCCUACGAAAGCAGGUUGGUUUUUAUGAAGCCUGAAAUAAAACCAGAUGAAGACACCUCCAUGAGCUCUUAUUCAGAAGUGAAUGUUGUCUCUGGAUUGCAGCCAGCGGAUAUAGCUUACAUCGCCACUGUCACAUUAAAUACCCUAGUGGCGGAGAUGUGUGUGCCACGUGUGGCCGCUGGGGUAUUGUCAGAUGUGGCAAGUGGACAGAAUCCAGUGCAGACCGAGGCUGCCGUGGGAGCCUUGGAUGAAUGGGCCAGCAUCAUGGAUGAGGCUGUGGACAAGGAACUUAAGGUCUACAGUGAUAAUUUUUUUAGAAGAUCCUAUCAGGCAGUAUUUAAGAGAAUAGUCAGAGAAAUGUAUGCUGCCAAUGAACUGGACGACGACCUUAACAUCCCCCUGACUCUGAUGAUGGAAACUGUAAACAGAAGGAAGCUGGGGAUGCUGUUGAAGGCAAAUUUUGAAGCAUUGGAAGACCCAAUCGUAUGGCUUAUGAAGAGACAUGAAGAUCUAAAGUCGUCUGAGACUCUCACAUUUCAUCUCCCGAGUAUGAUGGAGCCUGAGCCAGAAGGCAAGAAGCGGGUUGGUGGUAAGAAGAAAGUGGAACUAGAUUCAGAAUGGAUACAGGAGAUGAAGGUGCAUAAAGGAGAUGGAAAAUUAAUUCUCUACCCCAAUGAGAACAUCUUCCAAGUUCUCUUUCCUGAUGGGACAGGACAGAUACACUAUCCAUCAGGAAGGCUCGCUCUGCUCAUCUCCUGCACAGAUGGUGAAGAGUUCACAUACAUCAUUCUGGAAGACAGUCUAGAGGCUAGCAUCCGGGCCCUCGUCAAUAACUCUGGCCAUGCCACCUUCAAUGAUGAAAAUGGAUUUAUCUGGUCAAGCCUGAGCAGCAGCCUGGGCUACUACUUCCCCAAGGGCAAAAACCAGAAGGCCUGGAACUGGUGGAAUCUGCAGGUCCACGUCCACGUGCCCCCUUUCCAGCCCAUCUCCUUGAAAAUCAACAGCUACAUCCAGGUGCACAUAAGAAACCAGGACAAGAUCAUCUUCAACUUCCUCCACCAACAGAAGCGGUUUCGUUUAAACCUGGGCACCAAGUUCAAGUUCAUAAACUCAGAGGUGCUGCAAGACCUGAAGGAGAAAACAAUCCUGGAGGUAGACCCUGGCACAACAGCUCGGAAGGUCCAGAUCCUUCUGGGAAAAAUGAUUAGGAUCCUGAACUUKCUGACCAUGUCUGAUUUGAAAAACUUCACAGAGGCCUCCAAGAUGUGUCUCAUGGCUUUAGGAACCAAGAAGAGAUCUCGAUUCUGUUUGUAG